GGGCGCGGAGCGCCGUGAGCGCGGAGCGGGGCGCGGGGCAGCGCCCGCCGCCGUCCUGCAUGGCGGGCGGCCCGCGGCGCUGAGGGGGCAGGCGGUGCCCCAGCAUGGCGCGGGGCGGCGGGCGGCUGCAGCCCCGCGCCGCCGCUGCCCCUGCCCGGGGGGACCGGGGGCCGCUCGGCCUCCUGUGCCUGGCGCUGCUGUGCGCGCUGGGCGCCGCCGAGGCGGAGUUCUCCAUCCUGGACGAGGCGCAAGUCCUGGCCAGCCAGAUGAGGAAACUCGCCACCGAGGAGCUGAGGGUCGUCACCAUGCAGAGGAUAUUCAACUCCUUCGUGUACACAGAAAAAAUAUCGAAUGGAGAAAGCGAAGUUCAGCAGUUGGCAAAAAAAAUCCGUGAGAAGUUUAACCGUUACUUGGACGUUGUGAAUCGGAACAAGCAGGUCGUGGAAGCUUCAUACACUGCUCACCUCACCUCACCCCUGACUGCCAUCCAGGACUGCUGCACCAUCCCCCCAUCCAUGAUGGAAUUUGAUGGGAAUUUCAACACCAACGUUUCCAGAACCAUCAGCUGUGAUCGACUCUCGACCACUGUCAACAGCAGAGCCUUCAAUCCUGGACGUGACUUAAAUUCUGUCCUUGCUGAUAACCUGAAGUCUAACCCAGGAAUCAAGUGGCAAUAUUUCAGCUCAGAAGAAGGGAUUUUCACCGUGUUCCCAGCCCACAAGUUCCGGUGCAAAGGCAGCUACGAACACCGCAGCAGGUAGGAUUUGUCCUUCCCAUUUCCUGGGAAAAGCAUUCACACUGCAUUCCUCAGGCCCUCAUUUCACUCACUGUUGUCCUUUGCCAAGCUGCCAACAUUCAUGAGUAACUUCUAAUGGAGUCCCUUGGGUUUUCUUAGGGCUCUUUUUUAAAGCACUACUUUUCACUUCUAAGGAACUAAACUAAAAUUCCAAACAGGUCCUCACCUCUCCCAAAUUAAAUCAGCUGUAAAAAGCAGCAACUUGGAAGUUGUAGGUCAGCCUGCAGGCAAAAUCCAACUUAUAUUUGACUCAUGCUUGACUCCUGUUAAUGGAGCAGUGAACAGACAUUCUGCUGAUUUGGCAGGUGCAUCACUUUGGGGAGGGAGGGGAAGGAUGAGAGUCUGGGAAGGGCACAUAGGUUGGAGCAUUUUUCCCCAGGUUCAGGUGGCACAUCAUGGAUAGCAGGGAAGCAGCAGUGAAAAUUUCCUUCCACUAAAAUAAAAAAGUAAAAAUAAAGCAUCAGCUGGUGGCAGAGUUUCCUGCACAGGGAUUUCUGUUCUCUGGACAUGAAGGCAAAAA
Messenger RNA from Taeniopygia guttata (zebra finch), 1316 nucleotides. NCBI's taxonomy places the organism in Eukaryota, Metazoa, Chordata, Aves, Passeriformes, Estrildidae. The record is from RefSeq and is a predicted model, not a curated record.